CGUACCGCCAAACACGAUCGCGUUCUGCUCCCCCGCUCGACGUGCGUGCUCUCCUUCGCGCGCUAGUCCCCCCAAGUCCCGUCAAAACACCAGUCCGUCUCCUUAUGUCUCCCCGUUCCCCUAUCGUCGGCCCUUGUUCCUUUCACCCCCAACAUUAAGGGUUUGCAGUGAUCUAGCACGUGCGUCGUGCUUUGUUGACGUCGGUGAGUCAGGUGAUUCAAAUGAAUCUGGAUUAGGUUGGUGUGAAUUAACGAGGGAAAAAGUAUGUGAUGAAGGUGGUGUGAAUAUAGAACUAUGUAAUUUUUGAGAGAUGAUUUUUAAAAUUAUGUGAAAUUGGGGUGUGAGGAAUUGUAAGAUGUGACUAAUUGACUAAAAGUUAAUAAGAAAUAAAUUAAAGGAUGUUUUAAGGGAUCUUUGAUGGUCUGUGAGUUCUAUGAGUGAGUUUAAUGGCGCAGGAACAGAUUGCACAGGUGAUCGCUUUUAUUUGUGGUCUGAUCGUGAUAGUCCUGAUGAUCAUGGGCCUGGUGUCCACCGAUUGGCUGAUGGCCGCCGGAUGGCGCCAGGGUCUCUUCAUGCACUGCAUCGAAGAAAACGCUCCCGAGCCGCUGCCUUUCAACACUAGGGGGAGCGCGGGUUGUUACACAGCCAGGGACGUAGCAUACAUCAAAGCUUCGGCAGCUCUCUGCGUCAUAACGCUUUUGACAGACCUGGUAGCCACCGUUUUGACAGGUCUAGGACUUCGUACGAAAGACCACCACACCAAGUUCAAAUACUACAGGUUCGCUGUUAUAGUGAUGGGUCUAGCCCUGGCUUCUAUACUCAUAGCACUUAUUAUAUACCCCGUAUGUUUUGCGGCGGAACUAAACUUAGGCAACCGAACGAUAUGGGAGUUCGGCUGGGCGUACGGCGUGGGCUGGGGCGUGGCCAUUUUCCUCUUCAGCGGCGUGGUGUUGCUGAUGUGCGACAAGGAGAGCGAGGAGAUCUACUACAAGGAGCGGAAAAUCGUGCACGAAAACGAUUCGCGCGCCUAGUGGCCGCCUAGUCUGCCCGACGUUGUCCUCUGAUCGUAGGGGGUGGCGGACAAGCGCUCACCCUCUCCGUGAGAGCGGGACUGGUACGAACGAGAGAUUCUUGUGAGUCGACGUGAGAGUGAAUAUGCGAUAGAAAAAGGCGCUUUUUAGUUAUAUCUUGAUCUUUGUUACGAAGAGAAUAAAUUAAAACAUUGCCAUUUAAAGAAUUGAAAAUUAUAGGUCAUUGUCUUAGAGAAAGUGUUCUUGAAGCUCUCUAAAUAAAAUCGAAUUAAAAAUCUAAGCUUAAAGUGACCAGAGACCAGAGCGGAAUAUUUUAAGGGAUAGUUCAUUUGAACUACUCACUAUUAAUUUCGGAUCAUUUGAACUACUAUCCUUUAAACAUAGGAAACGUAUUUAAUGCUGUAUUUUAUUACAUUACGGUACAUUUGAACUAUUUCCCAUUAUAAUUAAUGGGACAUUUGACCUACUCGUUAAAAAUAAUAAAAAGAUUUAUAUGGAUAUUCUAUUCUUUAAAUGGUUAAAAGAAACCAGAUUCUUUAUUUCAUACAGAAAAAAAAUGUUGUUAAGUUUUGUUAAAACUGCAGAAUGUAGCAUUAAAUGAGCAUGAAAUAUGUACAACGAUCAAGAUACUAUAUUCUCCUAUAAAAGGUUAAUUAAUCAUUAAUCCUAUAAUAUGAUUAUCUUUACUUACAAAACUUUAAUAUUUCUUCCAAAAAAAAUAUACAACUGCAUUAUGUUCUUAAUAACUUUACAUAAUAAAUCUAAUACAUUUUAUCUAAAACCAAUGAAACUUUGACCAUUUUUCUAAAAAUUCGAGCGAAAUAAGAACGCAAAAACCAAACCUACAUGUUAAUACACGUCGAUUCUCAAGAAUAAAGUGUGAAUGUUGCUUGCCUGUAAUUGAAUGUUUACCUGGUCAGUUUGAUAUAAUGGAGACCAAUUUCUGUUUGUUCUGGAUUUAAUGUACAAAAUAGUUUUCGUAGGACGCUCUCCUGUAAUUAAUAAUUCAGCUUUAUUUUUGUAUAUUAUUUUUUUCCAAUUUUUAUGCGAAUAAAUGUGUAGUAAGUCGUUCGGACAAUGAAAACGCGUUAUUUAAACGAGUAGACAUUUGAACUACUCUUCAUUAAAACGAAGUAUAUGUACAAAUAUCGAAUAAAAGGGAUGGUUCACUUGAACUACUCACUAUCUAUGGCUAUUUAUUUGAACUGUUAUCUAAUAAUACUAGGAAACGUGUUUAUUGCUGUCUUUUAGUAGUGAUACGUUUGAACUACUUCCUUUUAUAUGGAUGGGUCAUUUGAACUACUCGUUUGAAAAAAUCGCGCUAUUAUUUUAGCGAAAGGUUGUUGAAACGAUGCGAUCUCCCGGUUUAGUUUUAGUACUAUAUCUCGUUCGGUUGUUCUUAAUUGAUUUUGAAUAAAAAUUUACGGUCAAACUGAUUAGAACGUUUUACUUUUACACUUGUUUUAGUUGCUCGAGGUUAUUAUAGUGCGACACUUGUUUAUUGUCGUCCAUUACUGUACAUUGUUCAUUCGAAAAUGUCGUGGCGCACUAUAAAAAUGCCGCACGGCCCAAUUUUGUACCGUUAUCAUUAUAUUUUUGAGGUUAAUCGGUUUCGACCACGUUUUUUUUUUCUGCGUAGUCGACACCGAUUUUACCAAGUGGAAUGAGUGACGUGAGUCUGAGAGGCAACCCGGGCAGGCUAGAUGUGUGGAGUUUAAUAUUUAAGUCUUAUCAUUUUGAUUGAAUACUGAAAAAAAUGUUUUAGUCGCUAUACGGGCGGUUUUAACCUUUUUUACAGACAUUUAAAUCAGAUUGUGUUGUAAAUAAACCAUUAUUAACAGGAAAAAAAUCUUAAAAACUGUCGUAUUGUGGCUUUAACAUCUUUUGAACUAUUUAGACCGUAAGUUAUCCAUGUUUAAGACAUAAUAUCGGACAGAAAUUGACAUAUUGGACAGAUCCGUCGUAUUACUCUCAAACAGAAAUAGAAUUAAUCAGAAAGGUUGCACGCUAUCUAGUAGACACGGACAAUACAACAAAACUAAAAUAUACAAUCAAUUCAAGAUAUCAUUUUUGACAGGUUUCAACAUUGAAUAAAAAGACUAAAGAAGGACUAUAUUAACAAAUAAUUCGAAAACGCGAAGGGGUUUCAAUAUGGCUGACUUGUAUUCCGGUUUACCAGUGGCGUUCGAAAUUUUUUAACAUUAAAAUUAUCCCAACCAACACAAGAAAAUGCGUUUAUUGCUGUAUUUCAGUAAUAAUACAUUUGAACUACUAUCCACUUAUAUGGACUGGUCAUUUGAACUACUCGUUUGUAACUAAUGCUAUUAUUUGUAUUAUAAACGUUGCUAUUAUUUACGGAUUGACUUUUUGGUUAAAAAACUGACUUUUUUUGUUUGAGAGGAACAUGCAUGUUUUUUUUUUUGAUAGAUGAUCCUGAAAAAGAGGAAUUACUUCUGUUAUAGAUUGUAAGGACUUAGGCUAUAUUUAUCGUAUAAAUGUAAUUAUAAAUAUUUGUAAUUAGUUAGGUUGUAAGUGAGAUGUCAUGGACCGACGGGCAUUUUUUAAUGAUAACGAUAGUUCUUUUGAAUAUACAAAAAAAUCAAAACAAACAAUAUUAUAUAUGGGACUUCCCCUUAACUUAAGGUAUUUUUUACAAAAAAGUGUCAAAACUUCCAGGGUAACAGCACACAAACAUAAUACGCCAUACGACCGAAAAAAAACGCCGUCACAGUGGCUUUUCAAAUAACAAUCAAUGAUAAAUUCUGUCGUGCGACCCUUAUAUAUUAUUUAUCACAAAUUGAUAUGGAUUUUUGUCAAAUUUUUUAUCAAUUUUUUUAUAGAGGUCCGCACGACAUAUUUUGUCAUCAAUUAUUGUCAUUAGACGGGCACUGUGACGUCGUUUUUUUUUUGAAAAUCUUACUACUUUCCAUUCACUCAGAACAUUUUUCUUGUUAUAGUUUUUAGGUACAUAUAAUUAUAACUAUGUAUAGUUAAACAUGAUAUGAACUAGCAUUUUGGUUUAAGUUUUUACAAUUCGCAGAUGAAUUAUUUUUCUUUUAAUUUCAGCCAAUUUAUAACAAUUUAAUAAAAAUAAAAUGAAUAAACUGACUGAAAAACUUGACAAGAAAAUAUAGUAAAGUUGAAACCAAAAUGUGACUUUAUAAGGUGUUUUAAUUAUAUUUAUUUAUUAUAAUAUUGUAUUUGCUUUAAUUCUAAGCAAGAAUUAAACUUAUUUUACUUGAAAUCAAGUAUCACUUUAGGAAUUUCUUGCGUACACUACAAUUUUACAAAUUAGGCUUUACCCACGAAAUUUUUGUGAUAAUUAUGUAGAACUCAUAAUUUUUAUUUUUUUUAUAAUGAAAAAGUAACUUUAAAUCAUGCAUAUCGUUAAUAUUCAUUUAUACAGGGUGAUUAAGUUUGUUAUAGCAUCAAAUUAGCAGUCCAUAAAAAAAUUUUUUAAAAAGUUCUCUUUUUAAAAUAAGUUUUUACUAUCAACUGUUAAAAGAAUUUGCUACAAAAAAUAUAUCACCCUGUAUUCAACAAUAUAUACUCAGAAGAGGUCUUAUGUAAUCUAGUCGCCAUAAAAGUAUUUUGUUUUUGUUGAAUUUUUCACAUAGGGCAGCUAUAUUGUUCCAACAAAAGAAUACGGAAAAGGUUGGAGAAAACUGGACCAAAUUUCCUUUAAUUUUUUAGUUGUUUAGCGUUUAUAAUAGAACACAAAUUGAUCCGUCUUCAGUUAUAUUUUUAAUGAGAGGGAAAAACUGUAUAAAAAGAAUAACAAUUAGAUUAUAUUGUAACUAUUAUUGCAUUUAAAAGGGAAAAAUUAAAGAACGUAGCAAUGUGAUAUAAUAGCUUGAUAUGUAUAUAAUUAUUAAAUGUACACGCCUGUAGAAUCUACAAAAUAAUUUAUUAGUAUUAUCCCUAGUGGUUUUUUAUUUAUUUACCAAACUAAAAAGAAUAAAUAAAAUCAUUUGUUGGUAUCAGAGAUGUAGAGGUAGGGAAAGAAUCAGUAUAAACGUGCGUAGAAAAAGUUUUGGUUUAUUUCAAAUAAAGACUACACGGGAAAAACCAGAUAUGUCACAUUUUCAUAGAAACUAAGCACAACUUUAUAGGUAGAUAGUCCCAGAGAUAUUACAGCUUGGUUAUUUUGCCGUACAAGGGAAAAACCAGAGUAGUCCACGCGUAAAUGGCAAAAACCAGAGAUGUCCUUACGUUUGGGCGACCAGCAUGCAUCUUGCGGUCUGUAUUAAAUGUAAUGAUCA
This is a messenger RNA of Sitophilus oryzae (rice weevil), 5293 nucleotides long. Its product is annotated as transmembrane protein 47-like. The transcript has 5 exons. The coding region runs from base 447 to 1031 and encodes 194 amino acids. NCBI's taxonomy places the organism in Eukaryota, Metazoa, Arthropoda, Insecta, Coleoptera, Curculionidae. Gene Ontology annotation, biological process: cell-cell adhesion. Gene Ontology annotation, cellular component: cell-cell junction; membrane. The record is from RefSeq and is a predicted model, not a curated record.